AACCAUCUUUGCGGCGACUAUGAGAUAAACACAUACUUUCAUAUUCGAUGGUUCUUCCGUUGCUGUUUUAUCCUAACUGUCGUCGUCGUCGCCGCUGCUAAAGGUUUCUAGCUUUUUCAAACGCCGGUGGUGCUGCGCUUGAAAGACGUCAUUCUGGUUUUGUUGUGGAUGGAAUUUCACCUCAUCGUUUCCCUGUCGCUAGUGUCAAAUAUAUUACAUAAUAAUGUGGCGGUAAGCCAUUGACUUUGGCGUAAGACUGGUGUGUUGUUGUAAUUACGCUUUUGUCGCCGUGGUUCGUUUAAAACGUAAAGGUAGCCGUAGUUAUACGUUACAAUGGGGAUCAACAGGGUCUACAUUAGCAUAGGAUAUGCUACAUUCGGAACCCUGGUUGGACUGUCCGCUUUCUUGGUCUGGAAUAUUGCUUAUCAGCAGCCAUGGACGGCGGCCAUGGGAGGCCUGUCUGGAGUGUUGGCGCUCUGGUGUCUGGUCACACACAUCAUGUACCUGCAGGACUACUGGCGCACGUGGCUCAAAGGACUCCGCUUCUUCAUCGCAGUUGGUGUGCUCUUCUCCAUUUUUGCAGUGACCGGCCUCAUUACCUUCCUCACCCUUGCCAUCACACGGAAGCAAUCUCCCACUGACCCGAGGAGCCUCUACCUCUCCAGUGUGUGGAGCUUUCUGACUCUGAAGUGGUCGUUUCUGUUAUCUUUGUAUUCCUACAGAUACCGUCAAGAGUUUGCAGAUAUCAGCAUCCUCAGCGAUUUCUAGUUAGGAUUGAGAGAAUGAUUUUAUAGAUGAGUGGACUGAUGGAAGGAUUUUGGCUGCUUGCAGGAGCGGGACAAAGAGCUUUUGUAACAACGACUAGGAAAACCAGACGUGGCUAGAUAAAAAAAAGUAAUCUGACCUUUACCACAUGGAGUUUCACUUGUUGUUCAUGCUUAACUCGUCUUGUGUUUAUAUUGUAACCUGUUCUCCUACUUUUAAUGACCUACAAAUCAUAUUUCACAUGUCUGAAGACUGGAACUGUUGGAGGCAUGUUGGUAGAUUAUCAGACAGAUUUUAUCUUGGGGAUUUUUGAUACCUAACAAGUAAAAGGAAAUCCACUAUCCAAUAUGAUUGGCAUGUCCCUCUCCAAAAUUAACAUUUUUCUUAAAAAUUGUCACUGUCUUAGUGACUUAAGUUAGUUUUUAGUUCCUUUGAUUAUAAGGCAAGCAAUUUGAGUGCUUUUUAUUUUGUCGACCACUAUUUUGAAUAAGUGCGCUCACAAUUGCAGAUUUUUUUGAAACAUUAGUAAAUGUAUGCUCUUAAGAAGGAAGUGUACGAUAUUCAUAUUCAUACUAUUAUGCUCUUGUUUCAUUUGAUCUGAAUAGUGCAGCCGUAUAUCAUGUCCCCAAAAAAGGUUUUGCUGUGGAAUUAGCGCUUUUCAUCUUUCGUUCCACCAGGGGGAGACAUGCGUAUUCUGUAUGGGGUCCACACACAUUCCUGUGUAGAAAGAAGAAAUUGUUAAAUAAUUGCACUUUACCUUUGAUAUUGAUGACCUUGUUUUGCACACUCAUCCUGUUACAAUGGACAACAAAUGUUUUACAUGCUGUCAUUAAUGUCUCACCCUUUUUAAUGUUGAAAUACACUAUUUAUAUAGUAUGUAUCAUGUACACCUACUAUAAUUUGUGUCAAGUUUAAACCAGGCUAUGUGAGUGGUUUAGUUCCAGCUGUAGCGUAUGUCUACCUUCUACCAUAAAACAUGUAAAGUUGUCAUUUUGGUUGGGAUUUUGAACUGAAUGUAAGAAUGCUACCUGUAUAUAGAAAUGGAACCUAUUAAAGAUGCAUUUAUUGUUAA
Molecule: messenger RNA, 1837 nt
Organism: Solea senegalensis (Senegalese sole)
Lineage: Eukaryota; Metazoa; Chordata; Actinopteri; Pleuronectiformes; Soleidae
Gene: slc48a1a
Product: solute carrier family 48 member 1a
Exons: 3
Coding region: 334-768 (144 amino acids)
Biological process (GO): heme transport
Cellular component (GO): plasma membrane; lysosomal membrane
Molecular function (GO): heme transmembrane transporter activity; heme binding
Source: RefSeq, a predicted model, not a curated record